AGGGCUGCGUCCCCCGCAGCACCCCCUCAUCCCACCCGCGCAAGCCCCCAGUUUUCCCGCGAGGGGGCCACUGGAGCUCUCUGUCCGCCCCUCAUCCCCUCUCCUUCCUCCUGCUCCCCCCCAAAACCCGCCAGUGGCUCACGCCUCCUGCAUACGGGAUGAGGUGAGCAGCGCCGCUGCUGAGAGGGGGCGCGCGCGGGUGUGAGCGUGUGUCCGUGUGCGAGUGUGUGUGCGCCGGGCGGGCGGGCACUGCAGCUUCUUCCUCCGUGGAGCGGAGAGCGAGCGAGAGAGCUCGAGCAGCGAGCGCCAAAGGCGGGCAGAGGGGCGCGGGCGAAACGGUGCAGCCAUCCCAGGGCUAGAGCUGCGCAGCCACCAUGCUCAACAACCUGACGGACUGCGAGGACGGCGAUGGGGGAGCCAACCCGGGUGAUGGCAAUCCCAAGGAGAGCAGUCCCUUCAUCAACAGCACCGACACAGAGAAGGGAAAGGAGUAUGAUGGCAAGAACAUGGCCCUGUUUGAGGAGGAGAUGGACACCAGCCCCAUGGUGUCCUCCCUGCUCAGCGGGCUGGCUAACUACACCAACCUGCCCCAGGGCAGUAGAGAGCACGAAGAAGCAGAGAACAACGAGGGUGGAAAAAAGAAGCCAGUUCAGGCCCCACGCAUGGGCACCUUCAUGGGCGUGUACCUCCCCUGCCUGCAGAACAUCUUCGGCGUCAUCCUCUUCCUGCGGCUCACUUGGGUGGUGGGCAUUGCAGGCAUCAUGGAGUCCUUCUGUAUGGUCUUCAUCUGCUGCUCCUGUACAAUGCUCACAGCCAUUUCCAUGAGCGCGAUUGCAACCAAUGGUGUUGUACCUGCUGGUGGCUCCUACUACAUGAUCUCCAGGUCUCUGGGCCCAGAGUUUGGGGGCGCCGUGGGCCUCUGCUUCUACCUGGGCACUACCUUUGCUGGGGCUAUGUACAUCCUGGGCACCAUCGAGAUCCUGCUGGCUUAUCUCUUCCCAGCCAUGGCCAUCUUCAAGGCAGAAGAUGCCAGUGGGGAGGCAGCAGCCAUGUUGAACAAUAUGCGGGUGUAUGGCACCUGUGUACUUACCUGCAUGGCCACUGUUGUCUUUGUGGGUGUCAAGUACGUCAACAAGUUUGCCCUGGUUUUCCUGGGUUGUGUCAUCCUCUCCAUCCUGGCCAUCUAUGCAGGGGUCAUCAAGUCUGCCUUCGACCCACCCAAUUUCCCGAUCUGCCUCCUGGGGAACCGCACACUGUCUCGCCAUGGCUUUGAUGUGUGUUCCAAGCUGGCUUGGGAAGGAAAUGAGACAGUGACCACACAGCUCUGGGGCCUUUUCUGUUCCUCCCGCUUCCUCAACGCCACCUGCGAUGAGUACUUUACCCGAAACAAUGUCACAGAGAUCCAAGGCAUUCCUGGUGCUGCCAGUGGCCUCAUCAAAGAGAACCUGUGGAGUUCCUACCUGACGAAGGGGGUGAUCGUGGAGAGGCGUGGCAUGCCCUCAGUGGGCCUGACAGAUGGCACCCCCGUCGACAUGGACCACCCCUAUGUCUUCAGUGACAUGACCUCUUACUUCACUCUGCUCGUUGGCAUCUACUUCCCCUCAGUCACAGGAAUCAUGGCUGGCUCAAACCGGUCUGGAGACCUGCGGGAUGCCCAGAAAUCCAUCCCUACUGGAACCAUUCUGGCCAUUGCCACCACCUCUGCUGUCUACAUCAGCUCUGUUGUUCUGUUCGGGGCCUGCAUUGAGGGGGUCGUCCUGCGGGACAAGUUUGGGGAAGCUGUGAAUGGUAACCUGGUGGUGGGCACCCUGGCCUGGCCAUCUCCUUGGGUCAUUGUCAUCGGCUCCUUCUUCUCUACCUGUGGGGCUGGACUACAGAGCCUCACAGGGGCCCCACGCCUGCUCCAGGCCAUCUCCCGGGAUGGCAUAGUGCCCUUCUUGCAGGUCUUUGGCCAUGGCAAAGCCAAUGGAGAGCCGACCUGGGCCCUGCUGCUGACUGCCUGCAUCUGUGAGAUUGGCAUCCUCAUCGCCUCCCUGGAUGAGGUCGCCCCCAUCCUUUCCAUGUUCUUCCUGAUGUGUUACAUGUUUGUGAACUUGGCAUGUGCGGUGCAGACGCUGCUGAGGACGCCCAACUGGAGGCCACGCUUUCGCUAUUACCACUGGACUCUCUCCUUCCUGGGCAUGAGCCUCUGCCUGGCCCUCAUGUUCAUUUGCUCCUGGUAUUACGCGCUGGUAGCCAUGCUCAUCGCUGGCCUCAUCUAUAAGUACAUCGAGUACCGGGGGGCAGAGAAGGAGUGGGGCGAUGGGAUCCGGGGCCUGUCUCUCAGCGCUGCUCGCUACGCUCUCUUGCGCCUGGAGGAAGGGCCUCCGCACACCAAGAACUGGAGGCCCCAGCUCCUGGUGCUGGUGCGUGUGGACCAGGAUCAAAACGUGGUGCAUCCCCAGCUGCUGUCCUUGACCUCCCAGCUCAAGGCCGGGAAGGGCCUGACCAUCGUGGGUUCUGUCCUUGAGGGCACCUUUCUGGACAACCACCCUCAGGCCCAGCGGGCAGAGGAGUCUAUCCGACGCCUGAUGGAGGCCGAGAAGGUGAAGGGCUUCUGUCAAGUAGUGAUCUCCUCUAACCUGCGUGAUGGCGUGUCCCACCUCAUCCAGUCUGGGGGUCUUGGUGGGCUGCAACACAACACUGUGUUAGUGGGCUGGCCUCGCAACUGGCGGCAGAAGGAGGAUCACCAGACAUGGAGGAACUUCAUCGAACUGGUCCGGGAAACCACAGCAGGCCACCUGGCCCUGCUAGUCACCAAGAAUGUUUCCAUGUUUCCUGGGAACCCUGAGCGCUUCUCCGAGGGCAGCAUCGAUGUGUGGUGGAUCGUGCACGAUGGGGGCAUGCUCAUGCUACUGCCCUUCCUGCUGCGUCAUCAUAAGGUCUGGAGGAAAUGUAAGAUGCGGAUCUUCACUGUGGCCCAGAUGGACGACAACAGCAUCCAGAUGAAGAAAGACCUGACCACGUUUCUAUACCACUUACGCAUUACUGCAGAGGUGGAGGUGGUGGAGAUGCAUGAGAGUGACAUCUCAGCGUACACCUACGAGAAGACAUUGGUGAUGGAGCAGCGCUCACAGAUCCUCAAGCAGAUGCACCUGACCAAGAAUGAGCGGGAGCGGGAGAUCCAGAGCAUCACAGAUGAGUCUCGGGGCUCCAUUCGGAGGAAGAAUCCAGCCAACACUCGACUCCGCCUCAAUGUUCCUGAAGAGACAGCUGGUGACGGUGAGGAGAAGCCAGAAGAGGAGGUGCAGCUGAUCCAUGACCAGAAUGCUCCCAGCUGCCCUAGCAGCUCACCAUCUCCAGGGGAGGAGCCUGAGGGGGAGGGGGAGGCAGACCCAGAGAAGGUGCAUCUUACCUGGACCAAGGACAAGUCAGUGGCAGAGAAGAACAAAGGCCCCAGUCCUGUCUCCUCCGAGGGCAUCAAGGACUUCUUCAGCAUGAAGCCGGAGUGGGAAAACUUGAACCAGUCCAACGUGAGGCGCAUGCACACGGCCGUGCGGCUGAACGAGGUCAUCGUGAAUAAAUCCCGGGAAGCCAAGCUGGUUUUGCUCAACAUGCCUGGGCCUCCCCGCAACCGCAAUGGUGAUGAAAACUACAUGGAGUUCCUGGAGGUCCUCACUGAGCAACUGGACCGGGUGAUGCUGGUCCGCGGUGGCGGCCGCGAGGUCAUCACCAUCUACUCCUGAGGGCCAGGACCUGUCAAGCCGGCCAGAGCGCGCCCGGUCCGCGGCCCCGGAGCCCUCGCCGCGCCACCCCGCCGCUGUCACCGUUUACAUAAGAUCCUGUGCCCGUGCCCUGGCCCCUUUCCCCGCUGCCUGCAGCCCAGAGGCCGUGCCCGUCGGGGCUGACUCUGACGGCGGCCCGUGGGUCCCUUUUCUGAGCCCGGCCUCGCCCCACUGGAGCUGACGCUGCAAUAAAGGUGGCGUGGAAAGGAGCGGAGCCGCGGUCCCGGGCCGGGCAGCCCUGGGCUCGUCCCUUCCCACGCCCUGCCGCGUCCUCCCCGGGACCCUGGUCACCGAGCUCAGGCGCCGGCCGGCCGCGCUAUACAUAGUGUACAGGAGACAUCGCGUGUAUUUUUAAUGUCCCCAUAUUUCUGUAACUAGAAGCGCAACGGACUCCUCGCUACGGCCGCGCUCUCCCCGCUGUGGGCGCCCAGGGAGGCGGAGGCCCCGGGAGUCAGGUUUCCCUGCACCCGAGCUGAGAGCCAAGUGCUUUAUGGCCCGCGCUCUCCCUCCCUCCCAUGUCCACACCCUGGGCCUCCCUCUCUUCCUUCCAGUUCUUGGCAAACACAGGUGAGACGGCGGCCGGCUUCGGUGGAUGCGAGCUUUCUGGCGACCAGGAAAGCCAGGGGUCGAUUCUCCACGGGGGAGAAACCGAGGGCCGCACCUACUGAGCAAGCCCCGCCCGGUGCCUUCGCGGAGGAGCUUGCCGCCUGCUCCCCAUGGCUCCUCGCCAAAGACUGAAUUUGUGGAGCUGGAGGGCACCCACUCCCCAGUUUCCUCCCUGAGACAGGCGAGGGUCGAGGGGCCAAUGCCAGUCUAGAGGCCCGGGCAGCCUCUGAUGUUCCCUCCCUUGGUGUCCUUGGUGUCCCUCUGCAGGUCCUGCCUGGGGACGCAGCUGCCUACUGAGUGCUCUGGAGACAGGCCUUGCUGCCUAGUAGCAGGUCCUUAGAGCUAGGGCUGGACUCACGUGGGCUCUGUUGAUCCUCGCGCUUCUCUGCCCUCUUCUGACUUGGACCCAAGGCCUUUGGCUUCCCUAACUCGUCCUUGGCGCUUCCGCUCCACCAGCCCCACCUUUGGGGAGGUGCCCUCAGUCCUUAGAAAGGCGUUUGGCCGGUUCCCUUCCCCUAGGGCACGUUACUAAGGGGACAGGCACUGCAUGCUCCUUUAAGCGCCCUCUGGGACUGGGUACAGUGCCUCCAGCCCCAGGACCCUGGCCUGCGCACCUAGUUAGACAUCCUGCCCACUCCAGGGCCCGGGACCACUAGCUGACCUCACCACCUCCUUCCCCUUGAGCCCCAAGCAGAGAGCUGCAGCUGGCGUAGUCUAGACGGUCAGGUGUGGCCAGUGGCAGGGCUGGGAGUUUCUGCUCCGCUGCUGGGCCCAAGGCCCCUCUGCGAUUUGAUGUGGACUGGAUAUUCUUCCAGGCAGUAUCCAUAAAGCUGGAAGUGUGGGACCCAGGACAUGCCAUCCUUCAAGACUGCCCUCCCUUGCCAUGGUCUUGCCUUUUGGGGCAAGAGAGGGGCUGCGCAGAAGAGGCUGUUAUCAACAUCAAUUAGGGAACCAAAGUUGCACUACCUAGGCCCAGACUCUCUGGUUGGCAAGAGCAAAGUUUCCGUUGAUGAAACAUCCCACAACGAAACCCCAAGUUUUCUGUGCUCCAUGUGCAAUAUUUGUUAUGAACCUUGUGUCGUUCAAGUCACCUUUAUAAUCACUGUAGCUAGAUGUUCCAUGUCCAUCCAGGUGACUUACUGAGUGCAAUAUUUCAAUAGCCUGGUAGUGAGAAGGAGUGUUGCUUUUGUUUCAGCCGACCUAUGUGCAGGGCAAUGCAAAGCAAGUCCAAAACCCUUGUAAAUAGGAGAGGUUGCAAGCCAAAUCAAGAGUAUUUACUGUUAUUACUAUUAUUAUUAGGCCUGCCUUUAAUUUUAGUGUUUUGGUAUUUCGCAUCCUGCCUCGGUACUGAUCUUGUGUUCUUCGUGCCAAUAUGCAAAGGAGAGGGUCAGUCUUUCCUUUAUUGUUGAAUGCUCCCAUUUAAUGCUUUAAGGCUUUUACUGUGUUAAUUUUUUAGAUACCUGUCUGCACACAAUGCAAUAAAAAUAAUUUUAUUACACCCUU
This is a messenger RNA of Mesocricetus auratus (golden hamster), 5873 nucleotides long. RefSeq names its product solute carrier family 12 member 5 (gene Slc12a5). The transcript is spliced from 26 exons. NCBI's taxonomy places the organism in Eukaryota, Metazoa, Chordata, Mammalia, Rodentia, Cricetidae. Gene Ontology annotation, molecular function: potassium:chloride symporter activity. Gene Ontology annotation, biological process: cell volume homeostasis; chloride transmembrane transport; potassium ion import across plasma membrane. Bases 375 to 3725 code for a protein of 1116 amino acids. Gene Ontology annotation, cellular component: membrane. The record is from RefSeq and is a predicted model, not a curated record.